Molecule: messenger RNA, 1974 nt
Organism: Aspergillus puulaauensis
Lineage: Eukaryota; Fungi; Ascomycota; Eurotiomycetes; Eurotiales; Aspergillaceae
Product: flavin-containing monooxygenase
Exons: 1
Coding region: 1-1974 (657 amino acids)
Source: RefSeq, a predicted model, not a curated record
AUGGCAGCCUCUCAACAAUCUCCGGUGGUCGACACAAAAAAGCUUGAAGAUGUUCGCAAGCGAUAUACCGAAGAAGCCAACAAGCGCCUCAAGCCCGAAGGUUCAUCGCAGUUCAUCCAGUUAACACAAACAGAUGAAGCAAGAUUGCGAGCACUCGCCGAAGAUCCAUGGGUCGACCACACUGCCCUAAACGCCAAAACAUCGCCCAUCGAACACAACGGCACUUAUCGAUUCUUCGUCCUCGGAGCAGGGCUUGGUGGCCUCCAGUAUGCCGUUCGUUUAAUCGACGAUGGAAUUGCCACGACCGACGAGAUCCGUCUUAUCGACGCCGCUGGAGGAUUCGGCGGGACUUGGUACUGGAAUCGAUUCCCUGGUCUGCAUUGCGAUGUGGAGAGCUAUGUUUAUCUGCCCUUGCUUGAGCAGACGGGGUAUAUACCAACCCACAAGUAUGCGCCUGGAAGAGAAAUCCGCGAGCAUGCGGAGCGCAUUGCGCAAAAGUGGAAUCUGGCGGAUAAGACGCUCUUUCGCACGGAUAUUGACAGUGUGGAAUGGGAUGACCGGUCCCAGCUCUGGAUUGUCAAUAGUGUAGAGCGUCGUGGGCCUGCAGAUCCGAUUAAACGGACGUUUCGGGCGCAGUAUGUUUAUCUUGCUGCUGGAGUUCUCACUCGACCGCAGGUUCCAAGUAUUCCCGGUUUGCUGUCCUUCUCAGGCUCCAUAUUCCAUACUGCGCGGUGGAACUACGCUGUUUCUGGGGGCUCGCAGUCAAAUCAAGAACUCACUGGCUUGAAGGGCAAGAAGGUCGCCGUGGUUGGAACAGCUGCGACUGCCAUCUCAGUGAUUCCAGAGGUUGCGAAGUUUGCAAAAGAACUGUAUGUCAUCCAGCGGACACCGGCAUACGUGAAACCGCGUGGCCAGCGACCGACAGACCUCGACCACUUCAACAGUAAGAUCGGAGGCGAGAAGGGCUGGCAAUACAAGCGACAGCUGAAUCUGAACACUUUCAUCACGAACUCGGCACCACCAGACCUUGAAAACCUGGUCAAUGAUGGCUGGACUGACAUGCCAGCAUACUCGGCUAUAGUUGGUUCUCCCAACAACAGGCCCCUGGAUCCAACGCCUGAGAACCUCGAAAAGCACUCGGACACAUUUCACGCCCUGGAUCUACCGCACAUGGAAGCAAUUCGGGGUCGAAUCGACGAUAUUGUCAAAGAUCCCGCCACAGCCGCCAAGUUGAAGCCCUGGUAUCCCUCCUGGUGCAAGCGUCCAACAUUCAGCGAUAUUUACCUGCACACCUUCAACCGGCCCAAUGUGCACCUAGUCGACACAGACGGAAAGGGCCCGUCCAAGAUCACACCGACUGGCAUCGUCGUAGGUGAGACGGAGUACCCAGUGGACAUCAUCAUCUUCGGCACCGGAUACCGAGUCCCAACAGCAGGAAGCGGGAGUCCAGCCGCACGAACUGGUGUCAAUGUAACCGGUCGCAAUGGCCAGUCCCUAGAUGAGAAAUGGCAGGCUAAUGGGGCAGCUACACUGCAUGGUUAUGCGACAAAUGGAUUCCCGAAUCUGUUUUUCUCUGGGACUAGCCAGGCUACUAUAACCGGGAACAAUAUCUUCAUGCUUGGUUUGAUAGCGAGGCAUAUCGCGUAUAUGAUCGAGCGAGCGGAGAGGCGUGUUGGUCCGGGCAAUAGGGCUAUCAUUGAGGUGGACCGUGAAGCUGAAGAGGCUCAUACAAGGGAGAUUUUGCAGCGGGCUCCGUUCUUUUCGGUCCUGGCUGGCUGUACCCCGGGAUACUUUAAUAGCCAUGGAGACAGCGUCAAUAUCACGGAUCCGAAGGAGAAGGAGAAGCGGGCAAAGGCUGUUACUUGGUCAGAGGGGGCAGCGUCUUUUCUGAGGUAUAUCGAGGGCUGGCGGGAGGAGGGAUCUUUAAAGGGGCUCUCUAUUGAGCCAGCUAGACAGGUUCAAGCCCGGCUGUGA